This is a messenger RNA of Miniopterus natalensis, 1596 nucleotides long. Lineage: Eukaryota; Metazoa; Chordata; Mammalia; Chiroptera; Miniopteridae. The record is from RefSeq and is a predicted model, not a curated record.
AUGGAGAAUAUGAGGACAUGGAUUUUUGCAGACGAGCUGUCUACCUGCACCCUCUCCCACGAUAUCCACACACCCGUCAACAUCCAAGUUCUGAAAAACCAUGGGAUUUUUGGCCUCAAUGAGGCCCAGCUUCGGAUUCUGCUGCUACAGAAUGACCCCUGCCUUUUACCAGAGGUCUGUUUGUGCUACAACAAAGGUGAAGCCCUGUAUGGUUACUGCAUCCUCAAGGACAAAUGCAACAAGUUUCAUGUGUGCAAGUCCUUUGUCAGGGGCGAGUGCAGGCUUCCGAAAUGCAAACGGUCGCAUCAGCUCAUUCAUCCGUCAUCCUUGAAACUGCUGGAGGACCAGGGGCUGAAUAUUUCCAGUGUUGUUAAUUUCCAGAUAAUCUCCACCUACAGGCACGAGAAGCUGCACAAGAUGCUUGAAAAUAAAGAUAAUUCAGCUGCUUCUGCUGAGCAUCCGCAGGGCCUUGAGAAACAAGGAGGGCCCACUCCUGGGGCUGCAGAAGCCCGUGCCCUGGCUCCUGCUCCCGCCCAGUUGGCCAAGAAGCCAUGCGCAGGUAAACCGUAGAGGACGCCUGUCUGUGAAGUAAGAAGACGCUUGUCCAACUGGAAGGUCUGAAAACAAAGCUGCUGUUGAGCUUUGAUUUGUAACCCUUCAUUCAUUGAAUUCGUUCUUUAAAAUACCUACCUCACAGGGUGUUGUGAGAAUGGAAGAAGAUGGGAAACGAGACAUUGUCAGAUUUCGAGGACAAGAUUGGGGAUGUGGCUGGACACUGAGCAGGCAAAGAGGCUAGCACCUGAGUGCAGAUGGGCUCAGUGCCAGGCAGGCCCUGGAGGUGGCAGCUCCUGCCUGCGGUCCCUGAGCUUCCCCCGCUGCUGGCCGAGCUCUUAAAAAGGCUGGUGUCUGCUGACUUGCUCUGUGACCCAGCCACGUGUUUUUCUGUGCCUGUAUUUACAGUUCGAGUACAUAAACUGCAUAUUCUGAUUUUUAUUUUUUCCACUUAAUAUGCCAUAAGCAUCUUCCCAUAUUGUGCACAUUUAUCAUGCAUAAUCAUUUUUAUGCACAGAUAGCACGAAUAUAUCCUAGUUUACUUACCUGUUUUCCUUAUUCUGGGAUAUUUUGAUUUUAACGAAUUUUGCGUAUGACUUAAAAUCCACACAAUAUUGAAUUUUUAAACUUAGUCUUUUGCUUAGCUUAUUGUUAAAAUGAUACUGUCUUUUGAUUUGUAUUUCUUUAAAUUUACAUGCAAGUGAGUAUUUUCUGUGUCUGUAGGUCUUUAUUUUGUGCAUUUUGCAUGUGCCCUUUAAUGACUGGGGCAUGUGAUUACCUCCUCUGUGCCCAUGGGGGAUCACCUUUAGUUAGGCUUCUUAAUUUUUAUAAAAGGAUGUCAACCAUACUGUGCUCAUAUAAUAUCUAACUCUUGUGGCGAUAUCCUCAGGCAACACAGAGAGUGCAUAACUUUUGGGUGCUCACCAGAGAUUUCUACCUCACUUCUACUCUGCUGUUAGGAAACUUUGACCAAAGCCCAGUUGCUGUGGUUUGAUGGAUGUGUAGUUCAUCCAUUCCUCAAAAUUGUAUCCAUUCUUUUUUUUU